AUGUUCUCAACAAUAUCCGAUCAAAUAUUAAAUAUAAAUUCGCUACAACAAGCGAUUAAAAAUAAAAAUUGUAAAGAAAUAUUAAAUGAAAUUGAUUCAAUAAUCACAAAUAAAGGUGCUUUAAUUCAAGAUUUAUCUGUUUUUCAUCAGUUACUACAAUCUGAUAAUAUUGAAAUCUUAACCAAUGUAUCAAAGUUAAUCGCCGAGUUAGCAAAAACAUUACCAAAUCGUAAUAAAUUAUCCGAUAAUGCAAUCAUAUUAAAAAUAUUGCAAUUAUUAUCAAUUGAUCAUUUAAAUUUACAAAUACAAUCGUGUCGGGCAUUAGGUAAUUUAUGUUAUGAAAGUGAUAGCGUUCGUAAUGUGUUAUUUGAAAAUGAAGCACUCAAUAAAAUUGUUACACUUUUAAAUAAUAACUUAAAAGUUUAUUACAAUUCAUCAAAUACAAAUGAUGAAAGUUUAAAAGAAAAUUGUGGUAUUUUACGUAAAGUUGCAUGUGGUUUAUUAUUUAAUUUUUUGGUGUCAAAUGAAGAUAUACAAAAGAAAGCGUUAGAAUUAAAUACAAUAAAUACUGUUGAACAAAUAUUACAAAUUGAAGUGAAAGAUAUUGAACAUUCGGAGGAUUGUAUCACACAUUUAUUACUUGUUUUAACAUUGAUUUUGGAUAAUGGUGGUGAAGUAUGGAUUACAGAAAAUAUUUCAUGCAGUUUAAUUGAUAUUUUACAAGUUUCUACUAAUCCUGAUGUUUCUGAGUUAUGCUUGGAAAUUUUAUGUGGUCAAGCUGAAAAUGAUGAAAUAAAAACAUAUUUGGCCAAACAUGGUUUGUGUGAAUUAAUGUACAAUCUACUUGAAAAACAUAAAGAACUUGUAAAUGAUGAAGAUAGUCGCGCUCUUAUGAAAAUGGUUUGUGACCUUAUUAUUUUAGUUUUGACAGGAGAUGAGUCAAUGACCUAUUUAUACGAUAAUGGAAAAGGCAAAGUAUAUUUCAAUAUGAUAUCUUGGUUAAGAUCUGAUGAUGAAGAUUUGAAGACCACUGGAGUAUUAGCUAUUGGAAAUUUUGCACGAAAAGAUGAAAAUUGUAUUCAAAUGGUGCAAGAUGGUGUUGCUAAAAAGCUGUUGGAUAUUUUAUCUCAGCAUAAUACAUCGAAAGGUGAUUUAAAAUUGCAACAUGCUGUAUUAAGUGCUCUUCGUAACUUGGCAAUUCCUAAUCAAAACAAGGAAAUUAUUCUUAAUGAAGGUCUUGUCGAUGUCAUAUAUCCACUGUUAGAAAUUGAUCAAAUGCCAGUUAUUUUCAAACUAUUAGGAACUAUACGUAUGGUUAUCGAUGGCCAAGGUGAGACAGCUGUAAAGUUUACAUCAGAACGACAUUUUAUCGAGCGUAUCAUAUAUUGGUGUUACAAUACGGAUCAUUUAGGUGUGAAAGGUGAAUCAUCACGAUUGUUAGCUUGGCUAAUCAAGAAUUCACAUUCAAAAGAUGCAUACACGAAUGUAUUAAAUGUACCAGAUUCAAUAAAAUGUCUCGUUGAUAUGAUACCGUCACAACAUCCUGUUAUGCAAAAUGAAGCUUUAUUAGCCUUAAAUUUACUUGUAUUGCAUUGUUUACGAACCGAUCAAGAUAGUAUUGCUAAUUUAGAUUCAAAACAACUGUUGGAAAAUGCAUUAAUUGAAGCUAAUUUGGGACCAAAUAUUUCCACAUUGCUAACAAAAUGUUUAAACAAUUCACUUGAAAAAGAAGUUGUAGAA
This is a messenger RNA of Chrysoperla carnea, 1740 nucleotides long. RefSeq names its product rap1 GTPase-GDP dissociation stimulator 1 (gene vimar). The record is from RefSeq and is a predicted model, not a curated record. Lineage: Eukaryota; Metazoa; Arthropoda; Insecta; Neuroptera; Chrysopidae. The transcript has 6 exons. The annotation marks the transcript as partial. Gene Ontology annotation, molecular function: protein binding; guanyl-nucleotide exchange factor activity. Gene Ontology annotation, cellular component: cytosol. Gene Ontology annotation, biological process: positive regulation of GTPase activity.